Platichthys flesus (European flounder) is the source of this 1375-nucleotide messenger RNA. RefSeq lists its product as uncharacterized. Lineage: Eukaryota; Metazoa; Chordata; Actinopteri; Pleuronectiformes; Pleuronectidae. The record is from RefSeq and is a predicted model, not a curated record. Bases 215 to 1018 code for a protein of 267 amino acids. The transcript is spliced from 8 exons.
CACCAUACAACAAGCCAAACUUAUGCCUAUUUUCCAUUAAGCUUAUUGAGGUAGGAACCGAAAUAAUCUCCUACUCUGGUGACUCAAAAGGGCCAAGCCAUGAAAAGGUGACUAAAUAAUAUUUCUAAUGUCUAAAUAUUUGUAUUUCUCCAUUUAUAUAGAAUUGAUCGUGAUCUGUGUUUUGAAAGAUAAUUAUAUGAUUUCUCAGAACUAAAUGUUACAAUAUUACAGUUUUUUAUCUGAAUUUCAGGUGACCAACUUGCAGACUCCUGCUGUGGCAGUAGAGACCCAGAUAUUAAAAGCAGAUCCGAGCUCCCAAGGAGAUUCCAGUACUGAACUUGCAAAAUCGCAGGUGAUCAACUUGCAGACUCCUGCUGUGGCAGUAGAGACCCGGAUAUUAAAAGCAUAUCCGGGCUCCCAUGGAGAUUCCAAUACUGAACUUGCAAACUCGCAGGUGACCAACUUGCAGACUCCUGCUGUGGCAGUAGAGACCCAGAUAUUAAAAGCAUAUCCGGGCUCCCAUGGAGAUUCCAAUACUGAACUUGCAAACUCGCAGGUGACCAACUUGCAGACUCCUGCUAUAGAGACCCAGAUAUUAAAAGCAGAUCCGAGCUCCCAAGGAGAUUCCAGUCCUGAACUUGCAAAAUCGCAGGUGAUCAACUUGCAGACUCCUGCUGUGGCAGUAGAGACCCGGAUAUUAAAAGCAGAUCCGAGCUCCCAUGGAGAUUCCAAUACUGAACUUGCAAACUUGCAGGUGAUCAACUUGCAGACUCCUGCUGUGGCAGUAGAGACCCAGAUAUUAAAAGCAGAUCCGAGCUCCCAUGGAGAUUCCAAUACUGAACUUGCAAACUUGCAGGUGAUCAACUUGCAGACUCCUGCUGUGGCAGUAGAGACCCAGAUAUUAAAAGCAGAUCCGAGCUCUCAUGGAGAUUCCAAUACUGAACUUGCAAACUUGCAGGUGAUCAACUUGCAGACUCCUGCUGUGGCAGUGGAGACUGGAAAGCAGUCAAGUAUUUAAUAAAAAAAUAGGAUUACUGCUAUGAAAAGGAAAAUGUAUGAAUUUGCAAGUUAAUAUUGUUGUUGAGUAUGUAUUUAAUAUUUUCGUGUGUGUUAUGUUGAAUGUGCCUGCCAUUAUGGGUUGGCCGGGGUCUAUACCCUAAGUGAGAGGAGCUUUUUUUUUUUUUGUUUUACACAAUUUUUGUUUUGUACAAUGUUGUAUUUAAUAUUUUGUAGUUAUGUUAAAUGUGCCUACCAUAAAGGGUUGGUCUGGUUCUAUACCCAGAGUUUAAACAAAAAUGUUGUUUGUGAGAGCAGCUUUUUUUCCACAAAACAUUGUUUAGUACAAAUUCUUGAAUAAAAGUCUCCAUGAUCCAGA